This is a messenger RNA of Penicillium egyptiacum, 1089 nucleotides long. The record is from the annotation of a GenBank genome assembly. NCBI's taxonomy places the organism in Eukaryota, Fungi, Ascomycota, Eurotiomycetes, Eurotiales, Aspergillaceae.
AUGAAGGGUCUCACCCACUGCGUUGGUACCGUCCACCGGGGUGAGCGCCAGGGUAGCUUCCUUUACCUAAAGAACAAGCCUAACGUGACAAUCCUCUACGGCGUUCACUCGAAGAAGCUACUCAUCGAUCCCGCCACGCGCAUCUGCUCUGGUGUCAGUGUGAUAAGCGAAGCUUUGGAUCACGAAAUCAGCGUCUACGCCAGCCGAGAAGUCAUCCUGUCUCAGGGUGUCUUUGAGACUCCUAAGCUUCUCAUGCUCAGCGGAGUCAGCCCAGCAGCGGAACUGGCCAAACAUGGAAUUACUCCCACUGUGGAAUCCCCUCACGUCCGUCAGCAUCUUCUUGACCACCCAAUUGUGCCUUUCGUUCUUGAAGUCAAGGAUGGGUACAGCUUGGAUAACCAUAUUCUCCGUCCUGGUCCUCUAAAUGACAAGGCGCUGUCCACCUACCAGAAGGACAAGACUGGCCCUGCAAGUUCUGAAUUUUUGGAACUUGCUAAGGCUGCCAACGGGGGACUGGAUCCAUUCGGCCCAGCAGGACAACCUCACUUUGAGCUGGACUUCGUGGGGCUGUUCAGCACCGCAUUCCAGUGGCAUUACCCUAUGCCCGAGAAGGGCAGCCAUAUCACCGUCAUUGUUGAUCUGCUGCGGCCCCUUUCUGAGGGUGAAGUCACGCUGAACAGCUCGAACGCACUGGUUCAGCCGAAUAUCAACCUCAACUUCUUUGGCAAUAACUUGGACAUUCUGGCCAUGCGGGAGGGUGUGCGUUGGCCAUAUGAUCUUUUCACCAAGGGUGCUGGAUUCAAGUACAUUGUUGUCUCGGAGUACCCCUGGAAGAUGCCCCUUGAUUCUGAUGAUGAUAUGAGCCGUGCGGUUCUGGAUCGCAGCCAGACUGGAUUCCAUCCAUGCGGUACCGCACGUCUCUCGAAGAGCAUUCACCAGGGUGUCGUUGACUCAAAGCUGCGAGUUCAUGGAGUGCGCAACCUCAGAAUUGCAGAUGCUUCUGUCAUCCCCAUUAUCCCUGAUUGCCGGAUCCAAAACUCGGUUUAUUUGAUUGGCGAGAAGGCUAGUUACACAUUCGGGGGCUCCUAG